Messenger RNA from Drechmeria coniospora, 1431 nucleotides. Its product is annotated as VelB. Lineage: Eukaryota; Fungi; Ascomycota; Sordariomycetes; Hypocreales; Ophiocordycipitaceae. The transcript has 5 exons. Bases 1 to 1431 code for a protein of 476 amino acids. The record is from RefSeq and is a predicted model, not a curated record.
AUGAGCCCGACAUUUUCACCCCUCCCUGAGCAGCAGCAGUUGCACAGAACCGACUCUGCCUUUCCGCCUUCGAUGAUGCCCAGCUCGUCACCCAUUUACUCCUGCCGCCAGCCAUCGCCACCUCUGCAACACCACUCUCAGCAGCGGCAGCAUCAUCAGCACCAUCAACAACCCCCACCGCCCAUAGCUCAGCCAGGUCAAGCCAAUCUCCCACAGAAAGAGAAUACCCCGCCCUAUCCUCCCCAACGCGCUCAGGUUCCCCCGCAGUUGCCACCGCACGCAUCUUCUCUGCAGCAUCAUUCAGUUGCUCAAGCCCACCAGACCCAGCUCGCAAAUCAGGUCAUGAUGACUUCCCAGUUGCAACAUCCAGCGGUUCCUGACCAUCGCCCUGCCAACAAGGAUGAUGCGUCGCCCUCUUCCGGUCAAAUGGCUGCGCAAGGGGUGCUUGCAUCGUUCUCAAAGGUCGACGAAGCAACAGGUCGGAAGUACCAGUUCGUAUACCCUUCUUCGUUCACGAUGGGUGCCUACUCUCAUGAUGCCGCUACGGGUCGAGAGGUAGACUGCAAUUCUAUUGACCACUCAAUGUUUGUUCUUAAUGUGGAUUUAUGGAACGACGACGGGACCCGGGAGGUGAACCUGGUGCGCUCCUCAACGGGGAGCCCAUCCAUUUCCUCCACUACGCCGUAUUCUUAUUCAAGUUUGAACGGCGGAGAGACGUCCGCAGCUGCCUUUCCCCAGCAUGCUCUCCCAGCGAAUUACGAUCCAGCAUGCAGCCCGACACACCCCUUGGGCUACGUGCAGGAUUAUCAGAUGCAGCCAGGAUUUAGCCACGCGCAGCCAUUGUACACACAUAGUAGCACUUACGGUCCUCCGCAACAGUAUUUCCCGCAGCAUCAGACAUUUGGUCAAGAUGGUGCCGUUAUACCGGUGCCUUCCCAGGCAAAUAUGACCCAAUUUCAUAGGAACGGUAUUCCAGUGGCUCCGAACUAUCUUCAGGAGCAGGAUUCUCUGGCCAGAAUGGCCGUUGUUGGGGGUCAGCCACAAGGCAUGUUUACAAGGAACCUCAUCGGCAGCCUUGCUGCCAGUGCAUUCCGACUUAGCGACACCUCGGAUCACAUAGGCGUUUGGUUUGUGCUCCAGGACCUCAGUGUGCGCACAGAGGGUACCUUCCGCCUCCGAUUCUCCUUUGUUAAUGUCGGAGCACGAGGUGGCGCUCGUCGAGAAGGAAAUACCACCAAGAUCAACACCGGCCGAGCGCCGAUCCUAGCAUCAUGUUUCAGCGACACUUUCAACGUCUACUCCGCCAAGAAAUUUCCUGGCGUGUGCGAGAGCACUCCUCUGAGCAAGACGUUUGCCACGCAAGGCAUCAAGAUUCCCAUUCGCAAGGAUGCCAAUGCCAAAGGGGGAGAUGACGAUGACUAUGGCGAGUAA